This is a messenger RNA of Fraxinus pennsylvanica, 561 nucleotides long. NCBI's taxonomy places the organism in Eukaryota, Viridiplantae, Streptophyta, Magnoliopsida, Lamiales, Oleaceae. The record is from the annotation of a GenBank genome assembly.
AUGGCUUCAAAUUCCAAAUUACAUGCAGUGAUGUUUCCAUGGCUGGCUUUUGGGCAUAUUAUUCCAUUCUUUGAGCUCUCCAAAUUCAUAGCUCAAAAGGGUCACAAAAUCUCAUUUGUUUCCACUCCAAGAAAUAUAGAUCGUCUCCCGAAAAUCCCCUCUCAUUUAGUUUCUAACAUAACCCUAGUUAAGAUUUCACUGCCUAAAGUUGAAGGACUCCCUGAGUCUGCAGAGGCAACCAUGGAUAUCAGAAAUGAGGAUAUGGACCAUUUGAAGAAAGCAUAUGAUGGGAUGGAAACUGAGAUGACUCGUUUCUUGGAAGAGUCACGUCCAGACUGGAUUAUAUACGAUUUUGCUCAUGUUAGGAUGGAAAUCCCAAAGAACCACGACGAUGGAACAUACACGAAGAACUCAGUGUCCGACUCGAUAAAAUUAGUGAUGGAUGAAAAUGAGGGGAAAACAUUUCGAGAGAGGACUAAAGAAAUGAGUGAGGUAUUUGGCGAUAAAAAAUUACAUGAUCGCUAUAUACAAAAUUUCAUUCAAUAUCUCGAAAGUAGUUAG